This is a messenger RNA of Pongo pygmaeus (Bornean orangutan), 1239 nucleotides long. It is a transcript of the gene ZNF735, whose product is annotated as zinc finger protein 735. The transcript has 4 exons. The record is from RefSeq and is a predicted model, not a curated record. NCBI's taxonomy places the organism in Eukaryota, Metazoa, Chordata, Mammalia, Primates, Hominidae. Gene Ontology annotation, molecular function: DNA-binding transcription factor activity; RNA polymerase II cis-regulatory region sequence-specific DNA binding. The coding region runs from base 1 to 1239 and encodes 412 amino acids. Gene Ontology annotation, biological process: regulation of transcription by RNA polymerase II.
AUGGCUAAAAGACCGGGACCCCCUGGAAGCCGAGAAAUGGAACUAUUGACAUUCAGAGACAUAGCUAUAGAAUUCUCUCUAGAGGAAUGGCAAUGCCUGGAUCAUGCUCAGCAGAAUUUAUAUAGAGAUGUGAUGUUAGAGAACUACAGAAACCUGGUCUCCCUGGGUAUUACUGUCUCUAAGCCAGACUUGAUCACCUGUCUGGAGCAAAAUAAAGAGCCUCGGAAUAUAAAGAGAAAUGAGAUGGUAGCCAAACACCCAGUUACGUGUUCUCAUUUCAACCAAGACCUUCAGCCAGAGCAGGGCAUAAAAGAUUCACUCCAAAAAGUAAUAACAAGAACAUAUGGAAAAUGUGGACAUGAGAAUUUACAGUUAAAACAGUGUUGUAAAAGAGUGGAUGAGUAUGAGGUGCACAAAGGAGGUUAUAAUGACUUUAACCAAUGUUUGUCAAAUACCCAAAACAAAAUAUUUCAGAGUCAAAAAUGUGUCAAAGUCUUUGGUAAAUUUUCAAAUUCCAAUCGACAUAAUACAAGAUAUACUGGAAAGAAAAAUUUGAAAUGUAAAAAAUAUGGCAAAUCAUUUUGCAUGUUUUCACACCUAAAUCAACAUCAGAUAAUUCAUACUACAGAGAAGUCCUACAAAUGUGAAGAAUGUGGCAAAUCCUUUAACUACUCCUCAAACGGUACUACACGUAAAAGAAUUCUUACUGGAGAGAAACCCUACAGAUGUGAGGAAUGUGGCAAAGCCUUUAGGUGGCCCUCAAACCUUACUAGACAUAAGAGAAUUCACACUGGAGAGAAACCCUAUGCAUGUGAAGAAUGUGGCCAAGCCUUUAGGCGCUCCUCAACACUUAUUAACCACAAGAGAAUUCAUACUGGAGAGAGACCCUACAAAUGUGAAGAUUGUGGCAAAGCCUUUAGUGUAUCCUCAGCCCUCACUUACCACAAGAGAAUUCAUACUGGAGAGAAACCCUACACAUGUGAAGAAUGUGGCAAAGCCUUUAACUGCUCCUCGACCCUUAAGACACAUAAGAUAAUUCAUACUGGAGAGAAACCCUACACAUGUGAAGAAUGUGGCAGAGCCUUUAACUGCUCCUCAACUGUUAAGGCACAUAAGAGAAUUCAUACUGGAGAGAAACCGUACAAAUGUGAAGAAUGUGACAAAGCUUUUAAGUGGCAUUCAAGUCUUGCUAAACAUAAGAUAAUUCAUACUGGAGAGAAACCCUACAAAUGUGAAUAA